CAUUUCAUCUUGAGCUGUCCGUGUUCAUGUCGAGAGCUCCGUGGUAACGAUGUCUUCGUUUAGUAUAAACUUGUUAUUGUGUUCAGUUUUGUGUAUUUUAGUGAAUACGAGUACACAGCAAUCAGUACAUAGACGAUUUGAAUAUAAAUAUUCGUUCAAGCCGCCGUACUUAGCGCAAAAAGAUGGUUCGGUGCCGUUUUGGGAGUAUGGAGGAAACGCAAUAGCGUCCGGCGAAAGCGUCCGACUCGCACCGUCACUGCGCAGCCAGAAGGGUGCGAUAUGGACGAAGCAGCCGAUCAACUUCGACUGGUGGGAAGUGGACGUGAUGUUCAAGAUCACGGGUAGAGGCAGGAUAGGGGCUGACGGUUUGGCGUUCUGGUACACAAGCCAGCGUGGCGACUACACGGGAGACGUGUUCGGUUCGUCAGACCGCUGGAACGGUCUGGGCGUCAUAUUCGACUCGUUCGACAAUGACAACAAGCACAACAACCCCUACAUCAUGGCCAUGAUCAAUGAUGGCACGAAGAACUUUGACCAUAAGAGUGACGGCUCAACACAACUUCUAUCAGGGUGUCUACGAGACUUCCGUAACAAGCCGUUCCCAACUCGCGCCAGGAUAGAGUACUAUCAGAACACGCUCACCGUGUACUUCCAUAAUGGUCUGACAAACAACGAAGCGGACUACGAGCUAUGUUUCCGCGCCGAGAACGUGGUGUUGCCCCGAGGGGGAUACUUCGGUCUGUCAGCCGCGACCGGCGGUCUGGCUGACGACCACGACGUGAUACACUUGCUGACCAGCUCGCUGCACAGCGACCAGCAGACCGGAGGUCAACAAAUAAGCAGCGACGACCAACAGAAGCUGUCGCAGGAGUACCAAGAGUAUCAGCGCAAGCUCGAACAGCAGAAGGAGGAGUAUAGGAAGGAACAUCCCGGAGAGCUUCGGGACAAGGACGAGAUGGACGACUGGUUCGAGUCGGACGGUCAGAGAGAGUUGAGGCAGAUCUUCCAGAGUCUCUCUCAUAUACAGGACGUCACUAGAGACCUGCAUAAGAAAGUUGACGAGGUGAUCGGCAAGCAAAUGAACUCGCUGUCAAUGUUAACAGCAGUGUACAGCCAAGCGCAGGGACAGCCGAUGGCCGCGCCCGGUCAGCAAGUGCAGAUGCCCGCGUUCCCGAUAACCCGACACGACUGGGACGUGUUCGUGAACAACAACCAGAUGACCAUACAGACCAUAUCCGAGCUCAAGGCAUUCAUAAUCGAAGUGAACCGCAAAUCGGACGCGUUGCUAGCGGGAGGGGGGGCGGUGGCUGCGGGGGGAGGGGGGGCGGCCAUCAACCCGCAGUUUCUGAACGAAUUGCGGGAUAAUGUUAACAGUGUGAAGGCUAAUUUGGCGGGAGUUGCUCAGAGAUUAUCAUCGCCCCAAGCCCCGACCAGCCCGGGGUCUUGUCCCACAGUGUCGUGUGUGGGGACGGGCAUGUUGCUGACCGUGGUCGCGGGGCAGUUGGUCGUGUUGUUCCUGUAUCAAAUGUAUAAAGAAAGGAAAGAAGCACAAGCGAAAAAAUUCUUCUAAGUGAGUGAGUGAGAGAACUGCUGGUUGUAAACAGAGUGAUUUUAUAUAUUUUUGUUAUUUUUUGUCACAAAAAUUUGGAUUGUAUUAAAGAAAAAUUUGGAACAUCUUGAAAAUUUUUUGUUUUGCCGUUUUGUAAGAUAAUGUAUGGUCCUGUGUUUGUUAGUUGUAUGGUGUAAUAUAAAUCUUAUAAUAAAUAUUAUAAAACUCUU
Colias croceus (clouded yellow) is the source of this 1779-nucleotide messenger RNA. RefSeq names its product protein ERGIC-53 (gene ergic53). The record is from RefSeq and is a predicted model, not a curated record. Gene Ontology annotation, molecular function: D-mannose binding. Gene Ontology annotation, biological process: Golgi organization; endoplasmic reticulum organization; endoplasmic reticulum to Golgi vesicle-mediated transport. NCBI's taxonomy places the organism in Eukaryota, Metazoa, Arthropoda, Insecta, Lepidoptera, Pieridae. Gene Ontology annotation, cellular component: COPII-coated ER to Golgi transport vesicle; endoplasmic reticulum membrane; Golgi membrane. Bases 50 to 1570 code for a protein of 506 amino acids. The transcript is spliced from 12 exons.